Molecule: messenger RNA, 788 nt
Organism: Dacryopinax primogenitus
Lineage: Eukaryota; Fungi; Basidiomycota; Dacrymycetes; Dacrymycetales; Dacrymycetaceae
Exons: 6
Coding region: 10-747 (245 amino acids)
Molecular function (GO): phosphatidylglycerophosphatase activity
Source: RefSeq, a predicted model, not a curated record
CCUCGACCCAUGCCCAUCAUCCGCCAUGUCUUCACCGCUCUGCGCAUCAUAACCAAGCCUUCUGUGUUAGUACCUAACCUCGCUGUCAAAUCUGUUGCCAACAUCAACUUUGCGAAUUUGAGAGAGGCGGGGUAUGAGGGCGUUGUCAUUGACAGAGAUAACUGUUUGACGAAACCAAGACAAGAUGUUCUCGUGCCGUCCUUGAAGGAUGCGUGGUCAUCUUGCCUCGAGUCAUUUCCCCCAUCUCGCGUUCUCAUAGUCAGCAACUCUGCCGGCACGUCAAAGGAUGCUUCCUUCCUCCAGGCGGAAGCGCUGACACGCAACCUCGGUGUGCCGGUGAUGCUGCACGAAGCUCCUAAACCGUGGGUCAAGCGCCCGCCUACGCCGUCCGCAGAGGGUGUAAGCACUGAUACCAAACCUGUUCAACCACGAAAAGUACCCACGCCCCGGCUGGUCGUGAUCGGUGACCGCCUUUCAACAGAUAUCGUCCUCGGAGCUCGCCUUCCCAAGUCGUUCAGCAUAUGGACAACCCAAGUGUGGGAAGAAGAAAGUGCGGGCGUGCGAAUCGUACGAUUAGUGGAAGGCAGCGUGUUGAGCGCUGUGAAAGGCUGGAGGGGUUGGAGACGAAAACGGAGAGGUUUGGAGCCUGAGGGUGAACCCAAGGAGUUCGUUAUAGAUGUGCCUGUUGCACCUCAACCGGAAAAGAAGAGCAUGGUGGAAUUCUGUCCUAUCUCGAGUUCGAAGUAAUUUGCCAAAAACUGCAGAAUAAUAAGCUCGAUUGUUGCCUC